CAAUGCACAGUGCAACUCUCACAAAGUCAUAAUCUUAAUUAGUCAGAAAUCCCCAAUAGGCCCAAAUCUCGCCGCUGCGAUCUUGCAAAACCAGCACAAAAAUCCCAACUCGGUGGCAAUUUUCCUCCACUUUCAAUGGACUCCCAAUGGCUAUUUCCAUGAGGAAUCUUGAAAAAGUUGCAAUCUUUAAGCCUUCUGCGCACACAAUUCCACUGCUCAACUUCAAUGGCCAUCAACUCCUCAACAGCGCCGCCACCCAGUUAUCCUCUCUCGAUGAUGACCAACAAGCUGCAAGCCUACGAGGAAGAUUUAGAAGAAGAGAGCAAGCCUUCCGUCUUCUUGGUAGCUCUCUGCCCUUGUCUCGUUUGUAUCAUUCUCUUGCUCAUUGUAGUAUCCAUUUUUCUCAUUGUCAAGUUUCAUCUCUUUUGCCACACCCCACUUCACUCUGUUUUUUUCAAGAAAAGUUGCCAUUGAGUAAUCCCAGAAGGAUUUGGCCUCUUUUGCCAAAAGGGUGUUUUAAUUUUACUAAUACUCAUCCAGAUGUGAAGUUUUUGGAGUUGAAUACUAAGCAAUUUAGCACUGUACAAACUUCACUCUGUACAUCGUUAUUUAGUAAUUCCAGAAAGAUAUGGCCUUUUUCAUCAAAAGGGUAUUUUUAUUGUACUGGUAUUAAUUCGAAUUUGAAGUUGAGUUUUAGGGGAAUUUGUAGUUGUGUUGAUAAUGAUGGUGAAUUAGAAAGUGAUAAUGAUGUUGAGAAUGAGAGUGAUGAGAGGGUGGCGGUGUCGAAGGCGGAUCCUAAAGAGGUGGAUAGGGUGUGUAAGGUUAUUGAUGAGUUGUUUUCGUUAGAUCGGAAUAUGGAGGCUGUUUUGGAUGAAUGUGGGAUCAAUUUAAGCCAUGAUUUGGUAGUAGAUGUGUUGGAGAGGUUCAAGCAUGCUAGAAAACCAGCAUUCAGAUUCUUUUGUUGGGCGGCUCAGAGGCCAGGGUAUGCUCAUGAUUCAAGAACGUAUAAUGCAAUGAUGGCAAUACUUGGAAAGACGAGGCAGUUUGAGACUAUGGUUUCGGUUCUUGAAGAAAUGGGGGAGAAAGGUUUGCUUACAAUGGAGGCAUUUUUGAUCUCCAUGAAAGCAUUUGCUGCAGCAAAAGAGCGGAAGAAAGCUAUUGGGAUGUUUGAGUUGAUGAAGAAGUACAAGUUUAAAGUUGGGGUGGAGACAAUUAAUUGUUUACUUGAUGCCCUGGGAAGGGCAAAGCUUGGGAAAGAAGCGCAAUUAUUGUUUGAGAAAUUGGAGCAUAGAUUCACACCAAAUUUACUAACAUAUACAGUUUUGCUCAAUGGAUGGUGUAGGGUAAAGAAUCUGAUGGAUGCGGGUAAAGUGUGGAAUGAGAUGAUUGAUAAGGGUUUUAAGCCUGAUAUUGUCGCCCAUAACACAAUGUUGGAAGGGCUGUUAAAGUGUAAAAAAAGGUCUGAUGCGAUCAAGCUGUUUGAGGUUAUGAAAGCAAAGGGUCCAUCGCCUAAUACAAGAAGUUAUACGAUCUUGAUCCGGGAUUUGUGUAAGCAGGGUAAGAUGGAUGAAGCAGUUGCCGGUUUUGAGGAAAUGCUUAGCUCUGGAUGUGAGGCAGAUGCUGCAACUUUUACCUGUUUGGUAACAGGCUUUGGAAAUAAAAAGAAGAUGGAUAAAGUCUUUGCAUUGCUGAGGGAGAUGAAGGAAAAAGGAUGCCCACCUGAUGCAAGACUGUAUAAUGCACUGAUCAAAUUAAUAAUAAAUCGACGAAUGCCAGAUGAUGCGGUUACUUUAUACAAAAAGAUGAUCCGAAAUGGAAUUCAACCUACUAUUCACACUUACAAUAUGUUGAUGAAAUCAUUCUUCAUGACAAAGAACUAUGACAUGGCUCAUGCAACUUGGGAGGAAAUGAGCCUGAGGGGUUGCUGUCCAGAUGAAAAUUCUUACACCGUCUUCAUUGGAGGGCUUAUAGGGCAAGGACGAUCUAUGGAGGCUUGUAAAUACUUGGAGGAAAUGAUAGACAAAGGCAUGAAAGCACCUCAACUUGACUACAACAAAUUUGCUGCUGAUUUUUCUCGGGGUGGUAGGCCUGAUAUACUGGAGGAGUUGGCUAAGAGGAUGAAAUUCUCUGGGAAGUUUGAGGUCUCAAGUCUCUUUGCUAGAUGGGCUGAAAUGAUGAAGAGUAGAGUAAAGCGUAGGGAUCCCAGCUGAUUAGCAAUGCAAAUAAAUUAUCUGUCCUGGCCGUGGAAUUUUAUGUUCUCGAUAAUGCAGAUGAGAGAAUCACUAACCAACCAGUAGCGUCUUUUGACAAUCAGUGACAACGGAAUGUCACUUUUUGAUCUCAGCAUAUCAUACAAGGUCUGAAUACGAAAAUUCAUUCUUAUUCCUGUUGUAAUCAUUUGUUCUUUUGGCAUUCAUUAGGCUUCUUGGUGAUUCAAAGCAUGUUUAUAUUCUUGUGCUGUAGUAUUUUCACUGUACUUACUGGAACAACAGAACACUGAAAUCAUAUCUAUCUUUUCCAGCUAUGAUUUGGCAAAAAAAAGACUCUAAGCUAUA
Molecule: messenger RNA, 2555 nt
Organism: Solanum tuberosum (potato)
Lineage: Eukaryota; Viridiplantae; Streptophyta; Magnoliopsida; Solanales; Solanaceae
Product: pentatricopeptide repeat-containing protein At3g62470, mitochondrial-like
Exons: 1
Coding region: 147-2210 (687 amino acids)
Molecular function (GO): protein binding
Source: RefSeq, a predicted model, not a curated record